AUGGCCACCUCUGCGCACUCCCUGAGCUAUGUUGGCUGUAACUUCUUGCGCCAGCGGUUGAUCCUGGCCACGCUGAGCGGGCGCCCGGUCAAGAUCCGCAAGAUUCGGCCCAGAGACGACAACCCGGGCCUCCGAGAUUUUGAGGCCAGCUUUAUAAGGCUGAUGGACAAAAUAACUAAUGGUUCUCGAAUUGAAAUAAACCAAACCGGCACGACCCUGUACUACCAGCCUGGCCUCCUCUACGGCGGCUCCGUGGAGCAUGACUGCAGCGUCCUCCGCAGCAUCGGCUACUACCUGGAGGGUCUUCUGUGCCUGGCUCCGUUUAUGAAACACCCGCUGAAGGCAGUUCUGCGAGGUGUGACCAAUGACCAGGUUGACCCUUCAGUUGAUGUUCUUAAGGUGACAGCCCUACCUCUGUUGAAACAGUUUGGGAUUGAUGGUGAAUCCUUUGAGCUAAAGAUUAUACGGCGGGGGAUGCCCCCUGGAGGAGGUGGCGAGGUGCUUUUCUCGUGUCCUGUCAGGAGAUCCUUGAAGCCCAUUCAGCUCACAGACCCAGGAAAAAUCAAACGUAUCCGUGGAGUGGCUUACUCCGUACGCGUGUCCCCUCAGAUGGCCAACCGGAUCGUGGAUUCUGCAAGGAGCAUCCUCAACAAAUUCAUCCCAGACAUCUAUAUCUACACAGACCACAUGAAAGGAGCUAACUCUGGGAAGUCUCCAGGCUUUGGGCUGUCACUUGUUGCUGAGACCACCAAUGGCACCUUUCUCAGUGCUGAGCUGGCCUCCAACCCUCAGGGCCAGGGCGUGGCAGUGCUUCCUGAGGACCUCGGCCGCAACUGUGCCAAGCUGCUGCUAGAGGAAAUCUACAGGGGUGGCUGUGUGGACUCGACCAAUCAGAGCCUGGCCCUGCUGCUGAUGACCCUUGGACAGCAGGACGUUUCUAAAGUCCUCCUGGGACCACUCUCCCCCUACACGAUAGAAUUUUUGCGCCAUUUGAAGAGCUUUUUCCAGAUUAUGUUUAAAAUUGAAACCAAGCAAUGUGGUGACGAGCUCAAGGGUGGGGAUAAAGUGCUGAUGACCUGUGUUGGUAUUGGUUUCUCCAAUCUUAGCAAGACCCUCAAAUGAUCUGAUCACAGGAUAAGGCCCCUGCACCUCCACACAAAGCCAAAGCUGCCAGGACACAAAGGGACCAAGUUCAAGUGCAUUCAUCGGGGAUAGCCUUUUAGAGUGGGAACUUCCCUAAUCUCCUGUUAAGAAA
Molecule: messenger RNA, 1255 nt
Organism: Orycteropus afer afer
Lineage: Eukaryota; Metazoa; Chordata; Mammalia; Tubulidentata; Orycteropodidae
Gene: RCL1
Product: RNA terminal phosphate cyclase like 1
Biological process (GO): endonucleolytic cleavage of tricistronic rRNA transcript (SSU-rRNA, 5.8S rRNA, LSU-rRNA); ribosome biogenesis
Cellular component (GO): nucleolus
Molecular function (GO): RNA endonuclease activity
Source: RefSeq, a predicted model, not a curated record